This is a messenger RNA of Cokeromyces recurvatus, 1403 nucleotides long. RefSeq names its product guanine nucleotide-binding protein subunit beta-2-like 1. Gene Ontology annotation, molecular function: protein kinase C binding; ribosome binding; translation regulator activity. Gene Ontology annotation, cellular component: cytosol; nucleus. The transcript has 4 exons. Lineage: Eukaryota; Fungi; Mucoromycota; Mucoromycetes; Mucorales; Mucoraceae. Gene Ontology annotation, biological process: rescue of stalled cytosolic ribosome; positive regulation of protein phosphorylation. The record is from RefSeq and is a predicted model, not a curated record. Bases 304 to 1254 code for a protein of 316 amino acids.
GUCCACUUUUGUUGUAUCACUUAAAAUAUUAAGGAAUUUUAGAAAAUCAAGAAUUCAACUACUGUAAACUUCUGCAUAACGAGAGUAGAAGAAUUCUACAUCCCAAAAACAACAAUGCUUAGGACUGCAAUUUUUUUUUUCUUUGCAGCAUACAAGUAACAAAUAGGAGUUUGAUUUGUCCGAGAAUCUCAACAUUUCAAACCACGACGCCUAGCUUUUUUUUUUUUUAGAGGAGAGAGAAUCCAACAAAAUGAUUGAAAGAAGAAGCAAUAUAGCGAAUCCUUCUCUUUUCUAACUGACAACAUGGAUACUCUUACUCUCCGCGGAACACUUGAAGGUCACGGUAACUGGGUCACUGCCAUUGCCACUACUUCUGAGGCCCCUGAUAUGGUUUUGUCUGCCUCUCGUGAUAAGACCAUCAUUGUUUGGAACCUUACUAGAGAUGAAAUGAACUAUGGUGUCCCUCGUAAGUCUCUCGUCGGUCACUCUCACUUCAUUGAAGAUCUUGCCAUUUCUUCUGAUGGUCAAUUCGCUUUGUCCGCUUCUUGGGAUAAGACUCUCCGUCUUUGGGACUUGAACAGCGGUACUACUACUCGUCGUUUCGUUGGUCACACUAAUGAUGUCUUAUCUGUCUCCUUCUCUGCUGAUAACCGUCAAAUCGUUUCUGGUUCUCGUGAUAAGACUAUCAAGUUGUGGAACACCCUCGGUGAAUGCAAGUACAACAUCACUGAAGAUGGUCACAGCGAAUGGGUUUCUUGUGUUCGUUUCUCUCCUAAUCCUGCUAACCCUCUCAUCGUCUCUGGUGGUUGGGAUAAGCUUGUUAAGGUUUGGGAUUUGACCAAGAUGAAGCUUCGUACUAACUUCAUUGGUCACAAUGGUUAUGUUAACACCGUCACCAUUUCUCCUGAUGGUUCUCUCUGUGCCUCUGCUGGUAAGGAUGGUGUUGUUAUGCUUUGGGAUUUGAACGAUGCCAAGCACCUUUACUCUUUGGAUGCUGGAUCUGUUGUUCAUGCCCUUACCUUCUCUCCUAACCGUUACUGGCUCUGUGCUGCUACCGCUAACGGUAUUAAGAUUUGGGAUCUUGAAUCCAAGACUAUUGUUGACGAUCUUCGUCCUGAGUUCGCUCAAUUGGGUAAGAGAAAGAACCCUGAUCCCGAAUGUUUGUCUGUUUGUUGGAGUGCUGAUGGUGCUACUCUCUUCUCUGGUUACUCUGAUAACAUCAUCCGUGUCUGGCAAGUCACCCGUACUCUUUAAGUUAUAUAAACAACAACAAUAAUAAUAAAAACUAAAAAGAGUAUCCUCCUUUUUUUUUUCCCUGUUUUUUCUCUCUUCUUUUUUCCAUAUAUAUAACAUAUAUAAAAUGAAAUAAAAUAUAUAUAAAUAGUAUACAAAAAAAAAAAAAA